Molecule: messenger RNA, 1747 nt
Organism: Cynara cardunculus var. scolymus (artichoke)
Lineage: Eukaryota; Viridiplantae; Streptophyta; Magnoliopsida; Asterales; Asteraceae
Product: autophagy-related protein 18d-like
Exons: 6
Coding region: 349-1626 (425 amino acids)
Biological process (GO): nucleophagy; autophagy of mitochondrion; protein localization to phagophore assembly site
Cellular component (GO): cytosol; phagophore assembly site membrane; extrinsic component of membrane
Molecular function (GO): phosphatidylinositol-3,5-bisphosphate binding; protein binding; phosphatidylinositol-3-phosphate binding
Source: RefSeq, a predicted model, not a curated record
ACCUCUAAAAUUGGGAAGGCUCAAGCAGACGCAUGUGUUUGAUGGUGUGCCUAAAACCAAAACAAAAUCUGCAACAAAUUUCCAGUCGUCUUGCUUCUUAAUCACGAGUUUUCCACCAACAAAACUUCACGUCAUGCUCUCUGAUCUCAUCUCCCUCUCACUCUUGCACACCAAAAAUCAGUCCUUCCUUUUUCCAACCAAUUUAAUCCUCAAUCGCACUCAACUUUGACCAUUGGAUCCUGAUUUGAACUUGUAAAACUUCUUCUUCAAGGUAGCUGUUGAGGCGAUAUCGAUUUACAGGAUUGCGCGAUCGAGUGAAUUUUCAAUGACUUCCUUUAGGUUGCCUUGAUGACUAUUGUUUCUUCCCCUAUGAGUUUGGCUGUUUCAACGAGCACGGAGGAUUUCAAGUUUCAACAAUCAGAGUUUGCUGCUUUUGAGCCCCUAAUGGAUGCCAUUAAUGAUCCCUCCGGCAAUUCAAAUCCAGAGAUAGAUGAGAGUGAAAUAGAUUUACUAUCAGUGUCCUGGAACCAGGAUUAUGGUUGUUUUGCUGCCGGGACAACCCAUGGUUUUCGUAUAUAUAACUGUGAUCCUUUUAAAGAAACCUUCAGGCGUGAUCUCAAAAGUGGGGGAUUUGGGAUAAUUGAGAUGCUUUUCCGAAGCAACAUUCUAGCACUUGUCGGUGGUAAAGCUAAUACACAGUAUCCGCCAAAUAAAGUAAUAAUUUGGGAUGAUCAUCAGAGUCGAUGUAUUGGUGAAUUUUCAUUUAGGUCAGAGGUUAGGGCUGUAAAAUUAAGACGUGAUCGUAUUGUUGUUGUUCUUGAACACAAGAUAUAUGUUUAUAAUUUUACGGAUCUGAAGCUUCUACAUCAGAUAGAGACCCUGGCAAAUUCUAGAGGACUUUGUUGCCUCUCGCACCAGGUGAAUACAUCUGUAAUGGCUUGCCCAGGUUUACGCCGAGGACAAGUUAGGGUUGAACAUUUUGGACUAAAUAUGACAAAGUUGAUCAAUGCUCAUGAUUCUCGAAUAGCAUGCUUAACCAUGACAAUGGACGGACUUCUUCUUGCCACCGCUAGCACAAAGGGCACAUUGAUUAGAAUUUUCAACACAAUGGAUGGGACUCGAUUGCAAGAGGUUCGCAGAGGAGUGGAUAGAGCUGAUAUAUAUGGUAUAGCCCUUUCUCCAAAUGUCCAAUGGCUGGCUGUGUCAAGCGACAAAGGUACUGUGCAUAUAUUUAGUCUCAGAGUGCGGGUGGUCAGUGAGGAUCUAUCAACUCAAUCUAAAGCUAUCGACAGUCCAGCACUAUCCCACCAGAAUUCUUCAUCUUCUCUUGAUGCCCUCAUUUCGCCAAGUAUUGGUGCCAACCCUGGUUCUUCGCUAUCUUUCAUGAAAGGGGUGUUGCCGAAGUACUUUAGCUCAGAAUGGUCAUUUGCUCGGUUUCACUUGCCUGAAUCCACCCAGUACAUGUCGGCAUUUGGAUCACAGAACACAGUGAUUAUUGUGGGUAUGGAUGGAAGUUUCUACAGGUGCAUAUUUGAUCCCGUGAAUGGAGGGGAGAUGGUACAGCAUGAGUAUGUACGUUUCCUCAAAACUCAACUCAAGAACCCUACUACUACUACUAGUAGAUAAGUUGACAAACAUUAUUCCCUUCCCUUUCCAUUCGUAGUUGCAAAUUCAGAUUCUUCCCUUAAAAUGUGAAUAUCACCUACUUUACUUGCUUUCUUCUGAAUAAGGAGUUCAGCUUUUAAUC